Messenger RNA from Artibeus jamaicensis (Jamaican fruit-eating bat), 1588 nucleotides. It is a transcript of the gene PGLYRP3, whose product is annotated as peptidoglycan recognition protein 3. The record is from RefSeq and is a predicted model, not a curated record. The coding region runs from base 1 to 1107 and encodes 368 amino acids. Gene Ontology annotation, molecular function: zinc ion binding; N-acetylmuramoyl-L-alanine amidase activity. The transcript has 8 exons. NCBI's taxonomy places the organism in Eukaryota, Metazoa, Chordata, Mammalia, Chiroptera, Phyllostomidae. Gene Ontology annotation, biological process: peptidoglycan catabolic process.
AUGACCUCAGGGGAUUCCCCUUGGUUCUCCUGGAAUGAAACCCAAGCCAAAGAAGUGUCGGAGCAGCUUGUGGACCUGUUUGUUGGCAUCUCACAGUUCAUUCAAAAGGGUCGCAAUGGUACCCCCACCAUUGUCUCCCGCAAGGAGUGGGGGGCACAAUCCCUGACCUGCAGGGCCCUGCUGACCCCACCUGUGGCCUAUGUCAUCUCGGACCAGCUCAUGGGGAUGGAGUGCCAGGAGCAGAAUGUUUGUAGCCAGAAGCUGCGGGACCUUCAGUCCCGUUCCAUCUACACCAAAGGCUGGUGCGAUGUGGCCUACAACUUCCUGGUUGGGGACGAUGGCAGGGUAUAUGAAGGUGUUGGCUGGAACGUCCAAGGUCUGCACACCCAGGGCUACAACAGCAUCUCACUGGGCCUCGCCUUCUUUGGCACCAAGGAAGGCAGAAAUCCCAGCCCAGCUGCCUUAUCAGCUGCAGAGGACCUGAUCUUCUAUGCCAUUCGGAAAGGUCAUCUGUCACCCAGGUAUAUUCAGCCACUUCUCUUGGAAGAAGAGGUGUGCCCAGCCCAUAAGCAGCCAGUGCCCAGGAAAGCUUGCCCCAGCAUCAUCACGCGGUCAACUUGGGAAGCCAGAGAGACAUACUGCCCUAAAAUGAACAUCCCAGCCAAAUAUGUCAUCAUCAUCCACACUGCUGGGGCAACCUGCAGCACAUCCAUGGACUGUCAGGCUCGUGUCCGAGACACACAGUCCUACCACAUGGACAAACUGAACUUCUGUGACAUUGGAUAUCACUUCCUGGUGGGUCAGGAUGGUGGUGUGUAUGAAGGAGUUGGCUGGCAUAUCCAAGGCUCUCAUACCUAUGGAUACAAUGAUAUUGCCCUGGGAAUUGCCUUCAUGGGCAACUUUGUAGAAAAGCCACCAAAUGCCGCAGCAUUGGAGGCAGCCCAGAGUCUGAUCCAGUGUGCAGUGGACAAGGGGUACCUGACUCCCAACUACCUGUUGGUGGGGCACAGUGAUAUUGUCAACGUUCUGUCCCCUGGGAAGGCUUUGUAUGACAUCAUCAGUACCUGGCCCCACUUCAAACAGAGAGGAGGUACCAGCUCCUUCUGAGACUGCACUCACCACCCACCUGGCCCCUGGACCUCCCCUGUUCUCACUCUCUAUCCUGGCUCAAUGCCUCAUGUCCACUCCCUGCCAACUUCUGUCUCCUCUUAUCAUCCUCCAGUGGCCCUCAAUCACUGUAGAGGCAUGCCAGCCCUGAGUCUGGGCCCAGCCUUCCCUUCUCCUCUUCUUCCUUUCCCCUGGUUGCCCACCUCCUCAGGCCAGUGACACAAUGGCUAGACCUUGGUUGACUUCUUGCUUCUUUGUAUGCACCCCUCUGCCUUCACGCCUUCCUUGCAGUCUGGGCAGCAACCCUGAGCCUCACACAGGACCUGGGUCAAUUCCCCCACCCCUUCUGUCUGCUCACACACUGACUUGUCCACACAUGGAUGUAGCCCUUAUUCAGGACUUGUUUCUAGACAUGUAUGCCUCCACUACAUUGUGAGGUGGUCCGGUUUUACUCAUCUCUGUGUCCCCAGUCCUUCUGUAU